Molecule: messenger RNA, 2667 nt
Organism: Penicillium macrosclerotiorum
Lineage: Eukaryota; Fungi; Ascomycota; Eurotiomycetes; Eurotiales; Aspergillaceae
Product: Rho family guanine nucleotide exchange factor CDC24
Exons: 5
Coding region: 1-2667 (888 amino acids)
Biological process (GO): septin ring organization; establishment of cell polarity
Cellular component (GO): division septum; nucleus; mating projection tip
Molecular function (GO): guanyl-nucleotide exchange factor activity; protein binding
Source: RefSeq, a predicted model, not a curated record
AUGAUCGACUCCGCCAUGAUGAGCGGCAUACCGGUCGCCGAGGAUAAUAUUAUCAACCGGCGGGGUGGUGAGUCGAUUUAUCAAAGCUGUGUCAACCUGAAGCGCCGACUUUCCGAAGUCCCCAGCUUCGAACCUUAUAUGCAGGAGAUGGAUGAAGAGGAUCGGGUGCGGGGCAACACCGAUCCGGUCUCGUCGUUGUGGAGCUGUCUGCGAAACGGUUAUCCGCUGCUAAGCAUUUAUAAUGCCUCAGAACCCGAGGAGGAGUUGAUCGUUGACCCCGUCAAAGUCCCAGAAGCCAAGCGUCCGAAAGCUGCAACCUUCAAGUUUCUGCAGGCAUGUCUGCAAGAACUCGCUUUUCCUCAGCAAGACUGUUUCCUGAUCACAGAUCUGUAUGGUGAAAGCACGACGGGCUUCAUUAAAGUGAUCAAGAUGGUCAAUCGCGUGGUGGAUAUUUUGGAGAUGCAAGGACAUCUGAAGCGUCCAUCUGAAGUCACAAACGCCCCGCCUGGUGCCCAGGGAGCGGUGAAGCUCACCAAGCGUGAGCACAUCUUGAAAGAGCUUUUGGAAACCGAGCGCGAUUAUGUUCAUCAUUUGCAAAAUCUUCAGGCCCUGAAGAAAGAGUUAGAGGAGACUGGUGCUCUGACAGGUGAUGCGAGCCAUCAAAUUUUCCUGAAUCUCAACAACCUGCUAGAUUUUGCUCAAAGAUUCCUGAUUCGGAUGGAACAACACUAUGCCUUACCUGAAGAGAUGCAAAACUGGGGCAAUCUCUUCGCCUCGCACGAGGAACCCUUCCGACAGUACGAACCAUUUAUUGCCAACCAGAUGCGCUGCGAUGAGGUGUGUUUGCAGGAAUGGGAUAAGAUCAGGGUUGCUCCGCGCCACGUGGAUCUCCAACAAAUGGUUGCUCAACCUAAAACAUUGAAUGGAUUCUUUGUCAAACCUUUCCAACGAUUGACUCGAUACCCUUUGAUGCUGUCGGAAUUGCGCAAGCAACUCGAAGAUCCCCAGCUCCAAGCCGAUAUCACUCAUGCGAUUGAUACUAUCCAGAAUGUACUUGACUCGGCGAACGAGGCGAUUCAUAAAGAGCACCUGGCUGCGGCUGUGGUGGACUUGUCCGAACGAGUAGAUGACUGGAAAUCGCUGAAGAUGGAAUCCUUUGGAGAGCUACUUCGCUUUGGCACCUUCGCAGUGGUCAAGGGAGACAGUGGCAAGGACAAUGAGAGAGAGUACCACAUCUACCUCUUUGAGCGCAUUCUGCUGUGCUGCAAAGACAUCAACCCAAACAAACAGAAAACCAAGCUCAUAAUGAAUAAGGACAAGCCGGCUGUCACAGCGAAAGGGAAGCCUCGUCUUCAGCUGAAGGGUCGGAUCUAUAUGGCAAAUGUCACGGAUAUUGUUCGUCUUCAGAAGCCUGGCUUUUAUCGCAUUCAAAUUUUCUGGAAGGGAGACCCUGGGGUAGUCGACAACUUUAUUAUUCGGUACCAGAACGAGGACACCAUGCGGAGUUGGUACCAAGAAAUUGAUACCCAACGUACGAUUCAAGCAGAGCGACGCACUCUUCGACAUACCGGCACUUCGGAUAGCGAAUUCACCUACAUGGAGGGUAUGGCCAACAUACCCAAUCCAUACCAGCAAGAGUACGAUGUCGAUGAUCCUGCCAGAGAUAGUAAUGGAAACUACUACUCAGAAUUCCCUAUGAGCCGGAACGCGUCCAGCACCAGCCUGCGGACCCGCUCCGCCACUGGGGGUAGCACUGGAUCUGUUCCUCACGCCAACGGCCGCCCACGCUUCGCUGUUGGUGACCCGGCCCUCUCAGUUCAUACCCAAUUCCCUGGUGCGGCUAUGUCUCCUGGUGACCGGAAUAUGAAUUCAAUCGAACCGCUAUACUGCUCCCGCACUGUCCCGCGGGACUUCAAGAGAUGGAAGUACCCCAACGGGAUACUUCCCCCGCAGCCCAACGGUCGAGGUGCCCAGAGACCGUCUCUUCCUCCCCUCACUGGAUCCCAAGCACCUUCGUCUAAUGGCACCGCUCAACGAAUGCGUUCGGCCAGUAGUCCUGACAUUCACCAUCAUAAUAAUGCCCCACCUGAUUCUCGGCGUUAUAUGGGAGUGCAUACGAUGCAGACCGUGGAUAAUGUUCCCGUGCCGCCAAUCCCCGCACAUAUGGCCAACAUGAAGGCACCCGUCAACCGCAGUCAGAACAACUCUCCUACCAACAGCCAGCUUCCCAUCCGCUCCCAACCCCAUCACGUUCAUCCCACUCAUUUCACCGAGCCCGAGUACAAUGACAAUCGCACCUCAGGUCAGGUCUCUGAUCAAGCGACGUCUCCUCUGACCCAUGAGCCCGAGGGAGAUCCAUUCAUGCCGACUCAACUCAAGGCGAAGGUCAACUUCGACGACAACUACGUCACUCUCGUGAUUGCAACCAACAUUUUGUUCCGUUCGUUGACCGACCGUGUGGAUGCUAAAUUGGCCCGGUUUACCAACCGGUCUAUUGGCAACAAGACCGUUCGUCUUCGGUAUCGUGACGAAGACGGCGAUUUUGUUACAAUCGACAGCGAUGAGGCCGUCCAGCUGGCUUUCAUGGAGUGGCGUGAGCAAAAUCGAGAUGCGCUUGCCAAGGGCGCGGUUGGUGAGAUCCAGCUCUAUUGCCAGGUAGUUGAUUAG